This is a messenger RNA of Stylophora pistillata, 1354 nucleotides long. Its product is annotated as breast cancer metastasis-suppressor 1-like protein-A. The record is from RefSeq and is a predicted model, not a curated record. Lineage: Eukaryota; Metazoa; Cnidaria; Anthozoa; Scleractinia; Pocilloporidae.
AUGCCGUCUGUAGAUGGUGAAGAAAAUGGUGAGGAGGAAGUGGAAAGGAGCCCUAACGAAGACGAGAACAUGAGUGAAGAAGAGGAGGAAGAGAGCAGCCUGAGUUCCGACGAAUCGUCUUCUGAGUCCAGCAUCGACGAAACGGAAAAUGAGAGAAGAAGAAAUGAAUGUCUCAAUGACAUGGCAGACCUGGAAAGACAAUUUAGCGACCUGAAAGAACAGCUGUAUCGAGAGCGCAUAAGCCAAGUCGAGAAGAAGUUGGAUGAGGUCCAAUCUGAAUGUGCCAUGGAGUAUACCGGCCCUGUUAGUGAAUUGAAGGAGAUGUGUGAAAUUAGAAUAGAAGUUGCAGGAAUUUUACGAAAUUGUAGGUUAGGGAAUGUAAGAAACAAAUAUGAUGCAGAUGAACAGGCUGCAAAACAACAUUAUGAGAGUGAAAAGCUGGCCUUGAUGGAAAGCAUGAAGCAAGAGUUAGAAGAAAAGAUAAGAAAAUUAGAAGAGGAUAAACAAAAUAUGGAUAUUUCGGCAGAUAUCUGGCUUGAAUCACAGUCGCUCAAAAAGAGGCACAGGAAGUCGUCUGAUGGAUCCAUGCUCUCUGACAAAAGACGGAAGCCUGUCACUGUUACAGGUCCCUACAUUGUAUAUAUGUUAAGAGAAAUGGAUAUUCUUGAAGACUGGGCUGCUAUCAGGAAGGCAAAAGGAGCAUUAGCAAGGAGAAGACAAGAAAGUGGUUGCCAAUCAGAGAAGAGUCCAUUUAGUGCAAGAUAUGAAGAUGGAAAGCUUUACUAUGAAGGAGAAUGGUUCCACAAAGGUGAUCAUGUACUGAUAGAAAGCAGAAAUGAUACACAGUCCAGUGCCAUUGUUACAGGGAUUAACACUGGAGAGGUGUGGGUUAGGAAAGGAGAUGGAUCAAAAACAAAGUUGUACAUAGGACAACUGCAGAAAGGAAAAUACAGGAUAAAGAAGUCAUGAAAAGUAGUUGAUCAAGUGCAACAUUUUGUUGUCCAUUGUAUUAAAAUCUUUUAGAUUUAAGUCUAUUUUGUGACAGAUUGCAUCAGGCCACUGUGACAGUUAUGAAGUGUGUAUUGUAGUUGGUGCCUACAGUUUAUCAUAGGAGACUUUGACAUCCUGACAUGUUGCUGUGACUAUGUAUAGUGAUGUAUUGAGAAUGGCAAUUUUUUAAAUCUCUUUAACUGUGGUGAGAAAUAUAGCCUAUUAUCCUUCUCGUGCUUAACGUAGAAGCAAUGCAAACUUGAAACAAAACACACAGCCUGACCCUUAAGACAAAAGAGAACAAAAGUGGCCCAACUGAAGAGCCACAAAGAAUGAAAGAGAAAACUUGUCAAAUAAAUAAGAA